Gymnodraco acuticeps is the source of this 2357-nucleotide messenger RNA. It is a transcript of the gene fsbp, whose product is annotated as fibrinogen silencer-binding protein. The record is from RefSeq and is a predicted model, not a curated record. The transcript has 2 exons. Bases 492 to 1454 code for a protein of 320 amino acids. NCBI's taxonomy places the organism in Eukaryota, Metazoa, Chordata, Actinopteri, Perciformes, Bathydraconidae.
UAUAAUGUUGAGGCAGUGCUGUGCUCUGUGCUGUGCUUGGUUUGGGUUUUAGAGAGACCGAGCUGUAAGUAGGUCGGGCUGGGCUUAAGCGGCUUAACUACGUCAGCCUAAGCUGGGAGGAAUUCAUCCAAAGCCCUCCGCGGUAGGCGGGGGCCUAAACGAGGCUGGCCUAGUUAAGCCUGAUUCUUAUUGUGUGCAGCACAGGCUGUUUUUGUUGUGCAACGUGGCUGAGAGGGAACCUAGGAGUAGAGUAUAAAUCCAUGCACAUUUUAGAAAUGGCAUAUGUUUGAUUUAGAAGUAGAAUAGAAGGUACAUUUGAGAUAUAUGGGAAUGAGACCAGAGUUGGUUUUAUCACCGUGGACCAGGAUAACCCAGCAGCAGGGACAAAAAAGACAGGUGGGAAGAGUAAGGAGCGUCAGUUUUGAGAGUGGCUGCUGAACGCAGAAAGCCAUAGGCUGGACUUGGCUUACGAGGGACCGCUAUGCUAUAAGAUGGCAUCCAGCUCUGUGUUUUUGUCCAGUAUGGUGGGUAAAGCUCGCUCGUCCAACUUCACCCUCUCUGAGAAGCUGGACCUGUUGAAGCUGGUCCGUCCUCACAUCCGCAUCCUGGAGGAACACACCAACAAGCAUGCAGUCAUCGUGGACAAAAACAAGUGCUGGGAAACUGUUGCCGAGCUAUACAACGCUUUGGGAGGAGACAGACCCCAUCGCACCGCUCAGGGCCUCAGAACCCUCUACAAGAGGUUGAAGGAGUCAGCCAAGCAGGAAGUGAUGCAGCGGAGACACGCCCAGCCAGAGUACAGAUCGAGCAUCUCUGAGCCUACCAGGAGAAUCAUGGAGAUGAUCCCUCACCUGUUUCAGCACGUGCCCAUCCAUGAGAAGGACCAGGCACUGCGCAGAUUAAUAUACAGCAAGCACAACUCUCCUGUGGAACACCCUGGCAGCAGCUCCUCUCUGGCUGGACUCCAGGAUUACUCAGCAGCUGUCCCAAGUAUCCCCCAUGAGGUGGUCCAGCUGGACCCUGAAGAGGAUGUAAAACCACCGCCAGACCUCCCCAUCCUCUCCACACACUCGGAGCCAGGGCUGGAUGGAGGCCAGGAGCCGGAGGCAGAGCACGACUUGGGCAGCGUUCACGAUUACGAAGCAUCCCUCUCCCCCGUCACUUCCUCCGUGAACAUCACCCUCUCCACAUCACCGAUACCGUUACGUUGCGACCUCUUUCCCAACGACCUCUACCCUCACCACGAACCUGACAGGUUUCGCUCUCUGCACCUCGCCAAAGAGGAGCACGAGUUGGUGGUAGCCAAUCACAAGAAGGUUGCCCUGUACCUGGAGGAGAAGAGGGAGGGGCUGAAGAGGAAACAGGAUCUGGAGGAGGAACUUCUGAGAGCCAAGAUCAAAGUGGAGAAACUAAGAGCUGCUCGACUGAGACACGGACUGCCAAUUCCUCUAUAGUGACCAUGAACACACACAUCAGUGUUUGAAAAGUAGAGGCUCUGAGGAGCUUAAAGUGCGGAGAAGAAGCUGAGGAGCUAUCACACUCAUCAGUUUUUAUUUGGAGGGCUGUUUCAGAACUUGAAUUUUCUUUUGGAAACAUAGUGCCUCGUACAAACACUGAAAGCCUGUUUGCAUAUCGCAGGAUAAGCCUGACCAGUCUGUGUGUAUACUUGUCAUUGUUUAAAUGUAUCUUCAUUUACACUUUUUAAUAGAAGCAGUAACACAACUUGUAAAUGCCCAUAUUAUAAACACUGUGAGAGCCAAAAUAGGCACAAAAAAAAGAAGUGAUAUCAACGUUUUGAAAGGAAUAUUAUUAGUAAUAAAUGGCAUGUACCACGAUGGUGCUUAUCCUGCCUAGAUCCGCCCCUAUGAUGUAUGCAUCUGUUAUCAUAUUAUUAAUGAUUCACUACUAACUGGAGUAUCUUAAAAAGAAAAAAUCCACUUGAUCUAACGAAUCUGAACGAAAAAAGAAAAAAACAGUAUCUUGUAGCACUUUAAGGUAUCCAAGCUAGCGGCGCUUAUACAGUAUUCUGUAUGUUAACAAGGAAAUAUAAGCACAAAAAAACAAAGUUACACUUUGUAAAACUGAGAAGUGUUCAGAAACCCUGCACUGAAGCACAAGUUAAACUGAAGGCCUUAAACACGAGAUGCUACUGAUGACAAAUCUUGUUCUGUGAGUUGCUGUAGUUACAUCGAAGUGAGUUCAAGUCCUAAUUCUCUCUGGUUGCUGAAUUAAUGGCGAGUUAGGCGAUCAAAAAUGUGGACUUAGAUUUGCGAUGUUAUCGUUAUAUAAUGUAUGUGACAUUGAUUGUAUUGUAAUGUUUGUUGGUAUAUGAAUGUUGUCAGUUUCUUUUACACUUU